Messenger RNA from Macrosiphum euphorbiae (potato aphid), 561 nucleotides. The record is from the annotation of a GenBank genome assembly. Lineage: Eukaryota; Metazoa; Arthropoda; Insecta; Hemiptera; Aphididae.
AUGAUCUUCGGUCCUAUAAACACCGAACCGUUGGGCAGUUGCGAUUUUAAUAGUUUGACGAUUCACAAACGGUUUGUGUCGUUACCAAACAUGGCCGUUCGGACAAAUCCCGGAGCCAGAGCACCAGAGUUGCAAGGAUGGAUAUCAGCGCCUAAUAUAAUACUACCGGUUGAAGACGGUCUGCAGGAAAAUAAAGAGAAACCGUCGGAAACCGGUGAUUUCCGUAGUUUUCAGGUGCACACAACGUUUAUGUCAUUACCCAACAUGGCCUUGCCGAAAAAUUCCGGAGUCGAAGCACUGGAGAUCGGAUGGAAAUCCGCAACCGAAAUUAUGCUACCGGCUGUCGACGAUAUCAGGGAAAACAUACAGAAACCUUCGGGAAACUGCGAGUUCCUUAGUUUGAAGAAGAGAUCUCUGUUGCUACCCAAUAUGCCCGUGGGUGAAAAUUCCGGUGGCGAUGCUCCGGAGGUUGGAUUGCCGUCCUUAACGUCCUUGGAAUUGACAGUUUCCACCGAUUCCCCGUGCGCCUUAUCGUCUGUCGCCACAUUGAUGAUACUAUAG